Messenger RNA from Magallana angulata, 4525 nucleotides. Its product is annotated as polyribonucleotide nucleotidyltransferase 1, mitochondrial-like. The record is from RefSeq and is a predicted model, not a curated record. NCBI's taxonomy places the organism in Eukaryota, Metazoa, Mollusca, Bivalvia, Ostreida, Ostreidae. Gene Ontology annotation, cellular component: mitochondrion; cytosol. Gene Ontology annotation, biological process: mitochondrial mRNA catabolic process; mitochondrial RNA 3'-end processing. The transcript has 25 exons. The coding region runs from base 96 to 2327 and encodes 743 amino acids. Gene Ontology annotation, molecular function: 3'-5'-RNA exonuclease activity; RNA binding; polyribonucleotide nucleotidyltransferase activity.
UCAAGAUGUCUGCGCCCUUGAGUUAAAAAAAACCCACAUGAAUUUAAGAUGAAACUCACGAAUAUGCAGAAUCAAUCAAACACCGGUUAAUCAAUAUGUUUUAUUUAUUGUAUUGUUCGAGAACAUGUUUUAAAUUAAAACGAUGGGAUUUGAUAAAACGAUGGGCGUCCACGACUUCUGGUGUAAAUUCUGUGACAGUCAAAGUUGGGAAAAGAGAUCUCACCAUAGAAACAGGGAAAUUGGCAAAAUUUGCAGAUGGGGCUGCAGUUAUAAAGCAAGGGGAGACAAGUGUUCUUGUCACAGUGGUCAGCAAGUCUCUGUCCCAACCCAGCUCCUUUCUGCCCCUCACAGUUGAUUACCGACUGAAGGCAGCCGCUGCUGGGAGGAUUCCCAUGAACUACUUCAGACGAGAGAGGGGCCCCACAGACAAUGAGAUACUUACUAGUCGUGUAAUAGAUCGAUCUAUUAGACCCCUGUUCCCAGAAGACUGUCAAAGAGAAUUACAGGUGAUGUGUAAUGUACUAGCAGUGGACGGAGAGAAUGAUCCAGCAGUCCUCAGCAUCAAUGCAGCCUCCUGUGCCACAGCUUUAUCAUUAAUGCCAUGGAAUGGACCAGUGGGGGCUGUCAGAGUUGGUUAUAUAGAUGGAAAGAUUGUGAUCAACCCACAGAGGCAUGAGAUGGAGAAGAGUGAUAUCAACUUGAUCGUUGCUUCUAGUUUGCAGGGAGUAGUAAUGCUGGAAGGUGGAGCCAAUAUUGUCAGCUAUGAUCUAAUGAAACAAGCCAUAAAUACUGGUCACAUAGAGAACAUGAAAAUAAUCCAAAGUAUCCAACAAAUGACUGAGAAUAGCACAAAAGCCAAGAGCACUCCGAGGGAAGUUCAGGAUGAACUUUGGAAAACAGUUUACAAUGUAUGCAGCAAGGCCUUCUACCCUAUAUUCAAUGACUACACUCAUGACAAGUUCUCAAGAGAUGCGAAAGUAAAGACAGAAAUAGAGAAAGCAACCAAAGUAUUAUUAGAGAUUUAUCCUAAUGUAGACAGAGAGUUAUUGAACUCUUACAUUCAAAAAUGCUUCAAAGAGGUCUUCAGGAAAAACAUCUUUAAAACAGACAAAAGGUGUGACGGUAGAGGGUUGAGUGACCUCAGGAACAUUUCAUGUAGUGUGGACGUUCUCAAGCCUCUCCAUGGAUCCUCUCUGUUCCAGAGAGGUCAGACUCAGGUUCUUUGCACCAUGGCCUAUGAUUCUCUGGACAUGUCUUUAAAAUUUGAUCCAGUUUCACAAUUAAUCAGUGGUGUAAAGGAGAAGAACUUUAUGCUACACUAUGAAUUUCCUCCAUAUGCUACAAAUGAAAUCGGAAGACCCGGGGCAGCUUUGGCCAGAAGAGAAAUUGGACAUGGUGCUCUGGCUGAGAGGGGACUCAGGCCCAUCAUCCCAGAUAACCUUCCUUUUUCCCUGCGUGUCACCUCAGAAGUUCUGGAAUCCAAUGGAUCAUCAUCCAUGGCAUCAGUGUGUGGGGGGAGUCUGGCCCUGAUGGACGCUGGUGUGCCGGUGAAGGAGGCUGCUGCUGGGGUCGCUAUUGGACUGAUGACCAAGAUCAACUACCAGGGGGAAACCAUUGACCACCGAAUCCUCACAGACCUUCUGGGUAUUGAAGAUUACUGUGGAGACAUGGAUUUCAAAAUGGCAGGGACAAGAAAUGGUAUCACUGCUAUACAGGCAGAUAUCAAGAUAGAAGGUUUACCUUUGAAAAUUGUAUCCAAAGCCAUUGACGCUGGAAAAAGUGGAAUUGUUAGGAUACUAGAUAUAAUGGAUACUGUGAUAAAAACUCCUAGACAAGACAAGAAAAAUUCCCCUGUCAAAGAGACAUUUGUGAUCAACCCUAAGAAGAGGGGCCGAAUUAUGGGGUUUGGGGGUUCAAAAAUACGAGAAUUGGCACAGAAAACAGGUGUACAGAUGUCGCCUGUGGAUGAUAGUGUGUUUGAAUUGUUUGCUCCAGACUCAGCUGCAAUGGAAGAAGGAAAGACCCUUCUAAACUCGUGGCUAGAGGAAAAGCCUGCUCCAGAUAUGGAAUUUGGAGCAAUUUACACUGUUAAAAUACUGGAGGUGAAUGUAACAGGUGCUUUGGUAGAAAUUCAUAAAAAUAUGGAGCCUGUUUUUAUACACAGAAGACAGCUAGACACAAGAUUGGUUGAGGAUGCCAGGCUGCUUGGAUUCAAACCUGGGGAUGAAAUCCAGGUGAAGUACUUUGGCAAUGACCCAACUUCCGGACAGGUCCGGCUUUCUCGCCGACUUCUCCUCUCUCCGUCAGUCUCCGCCUUCAAGUCUUGACAACUGUGAUUCAUAGUUGAAGAUGAAUAUUGCUCGCAAGAGCAUUGUUGUGGCCAGCAGUAAAAAAACAAAAGAAGAGACACAUGUUUUAAUGUGGUUCAAUGGAGAUCUUGCGUGAAGAUUGAGGAGACAUGGUUUAUAACAUAACAUGAACCUGCCUAUAAGGAUCCCAUUUUUCUGAUUCACCAGUGAAGUUGAUUCAAUGUGAUUUCAGGAUAUAGGAAAUUCCUGUAAAGAUUCCUUUGACAUGGUUAACUAUUUUAAAGCAAAUUAAACUCAACACAAAUAUUAUGAUUUAAACCAACCUGUUAAUCUGGUAUCUAGAUUAUUGUGAAGAGAUUCAUAAAUGUUCCUAUCCUGGGUUUUUUUCCUCAUGUUUUAUGAACGCUCAAUAUCCAUAUACAUGCUUUAUCGGCCAAGAUUUUAAAUAGGAAGAGUUAUCUUCCUUGAAGUUCUUUUUUGGAAGAUCUGUUAUAUCUUCUCCAGCCACAAAAAUUAUUCAUAAGAGGAAAAUGUUAUUUCCUUAAAACACUUCAUACUGUUAUUGCAAAGUACAAUUGUGAUCACAUACAUGAGAUAUUUAAAUGAACAUGUAUGAAUAAGAUAAAAAAAUAUUCAUAUAUUAAAUCCUUUUGUUUGAUCUGAGAUGAGUUUUUCUGAUCGAAAACUGUCUAAUGUAAACUUUUUACAUUUUUUACCACUUAAUUUGAGCCACUAACUUAAUUUUGACCAAAUUUGGCUCAUAGUAUCUAUGGAUGAAGUGCUGCCAAGUUUGUUCUGACAAAUGAAGGAUUAGACCCACCUCAUCAGAUAUAUUAAUGAAAAUUUUAAAAUCUUUUCAUAAUUAAAUAGCCACUAAUAUCAAAAGUUUUAUAAAAGUCUCUUUUUGUAUGAUAGAUUGAAGUUUGUUCAAAUAUGACCCUACGUUACAGGAGGAACCACAGUGAGGGUCCUGUAAUAGAUAAAAAAUAUCCCAAUAAAUAGUUUCCCUUGGAAUAUGGAGGCAGGGAAUGUUGAAAUUAUUGUAGAUGAGUGCUGAUAAUUAUGUUUUCACCAUGACCUUUUUGGUAAGUAAGGGGUUUCCAAAACAUGGGGUUGUACCAACAAGUUCUACUAAAAAAGGAAAGCUUUAAUUUGUAUGAUUGACAAAGAAGCAUAGAGGCAAGCCAAAAUGGAUUUUUUUUCAAGUUUAGUUACCAUAAUCUUUGGAGAUUAAGGGGCGGGGGUUUCAAUAUUUAUUAACAGUUAAAAGAAAACAUUAUACUGAAGGAAAGGGGGGCUUAAUUUGUGAUAAGAUGCUAGCUAAUUGAAUUUUGUUAAAGUUUGUUUUCAUUUCUACUUUAAAAGUUGGGGUUAAAAGAGGUUGCAAUAAAAGGUGUGAUUGGGGUGGAGUUUGGAUUGUGAAAUGGUGAAAUUUAUAUUAAAGUUGGCUAGUGUUAAACAUUAAGACAUUCAAUCAUACCAUGUCCUUAUCAGCUCUGAUGACAAAGGUAAAACUAAAUGUAGUUUUGCAGGAGAGAGAGAGAGCAAAGUGUGCCCGCAUACAGUAGUUUGCCCCCUUUUACAAUGCAUUUUUGUAUUUAACAAAAAAGUUACGUACGCUUUUAAUGGAUUGUUUUUUAUAUAAGGUAGUUGUGUCAGCAGAGUUGAGUUGGAUAUUAUUUGUCAGGUGAGCAAUGAGACCCAUGGGCCUCUUGUUUAUUUGACUGGUGUGGAUGCUGGUAGUGUCUUUGACUACUGCAGUAACCGGGAACAGGCUGUUCUGGCACUGUAUGAACGAGACAGAGUUGUGAACACUGUCAUACAAGAUGCGGUCCAACUCUAAAUAAAAUAUCGGUCUGAUCGUUAUACGGGCAAAAUUCCAAUCGGACUACAUGUAUUUUAUAGCCUGGCUAUUGAAAAUAUCAACAUGCGCAUCAAAUUUUAUUUUUAUUUCAUGCUCACGUAAUAUCCACGUGUAUAAUGUUUGGUUACGCUCUGCUUACACCCACAAGUCUGAGAAUGCAGUUACUACAAUUAUGCAAUUUUCUUCUACGAAUUAAUUCUAGCAAUUAACGUUUGUAGUGAAUAUCGUUUUUAUACUGAAAUUGCUCUGCUGGCAUACUGUAACCAAUGAUGCACAUCAAGGUAAAAAAAAAAGCUAGCAGAACAAUUUCUGUUUAUAAAUCAUAAAUAUUCAUUAAACUGUACACAUCUUA